Messenger RNA from Micropterus salmoides (largemouth bass), 395 nucleotides. RefSeq names its product protein arginine N-methyltransferase 8-B-like. Gene Ontology annotation, biological process: peptidyl-arginine methylation. The transcript has 3 exons. Lineage: Eukaryota; Metazoa; Chordata; Actinopteri; Centrarchiformes; Centrarchidae. Gene Ontology annotation, cellular component: plasma membrane. The annotation marks the transcript as partial. The record is from RefSeq and is a predicted model, not a curated record. Gene Ontology annotation, molecular function: protein-arginine N-methyltransferase activity.
AGCAGUUCAUCUCUUUGCUCCUACAGGAGGUGGACAUCUACACAGUGAAGCCCGAGGACCUCUCAUUUACCUCAGCGUUCUGCCUGCAGAUCCAGAGGAACGACUACAUCCAUGCACUGGUCACCUACUUCCACAUCGAGUUCACUAAGUGUCACAAGAAGACUGGUUUCUCCACCGCACCAGAUGCUCCAUACACCCACUGGAAACAGACAGUGUUUUACCUGGAGGACUAUUUGACGGUGCGGAGAGGAGAGGAGAUCACCGGCAGCAUUGCUAUGAAGCCCAAUGAGAAAAACAUUCGCGACUUGGACUUUACCUUCGAGUUGGACUUCAAGGGACAGCUGUGUGAAGCGGCCAUAGCCCAUGACUACAAGAUGCGUUAAGUUUGACUGGGG